AUGCCUGCAGUUGACUCACAACCCCCCAUUGAGCUGUCCGAGGACGUUCGAGUACUCGGAUACGACCCUUUGAUCCCUCCUGCCCUCCUCCAAACUGAGAUUCCUCAAUCACAAGAGUCCAUCUAUACCGUUGCAAGAGGUCGACAAGAAGCCAAAGAAAUCAUUCACCAACGGGAUGAUCGUCUACUUGUCAUGGUUGGUCCAUGCUCCAUUCAUGAUCCUGCCACCGCUCUAGAAUAUGCUGCUCGUCUAAAAGAGCUAUCCACCAAACUGUCCAAAGAUCUGUGUAUCAUAAUGCGUGCCUACCUCGAGAAGCCAAGAACGACCGUGGGUUGGAAAGGUCUGAUCAACGAUCCUGACAUCGAUGAAUCCUACAAGAUCAACAAAGGCCUCCGUGUCUCAAGACAACUCUAUGCCGAUUUGACUGGUAUGGGCAUGCCAAUUGCCAGUGAAAUGCUAGAUACCAUCUCCCCACAGUUUCUUGCAGAUCUCAUCUCUUUAGGUGCAAUUGGUGCUCGCACUACCGAGUCUCAACUACACCGUGAAUUGGCAUCCGGUCUAUCUUUCCCAAUGGGCUUCAAAAAUGGUACAGAUGGUUCCUUGAGCGUAGCAAUCGAUGCUGUUGGUGCUGCCGCUGCGAAACAUUACUUUAUGGGUGUCACCAAGAAUGGUCUUGCUGCCAUCACAAGAACAAGUGGUAACGAAGAUGGUUUCGUCAUUCUACGCGGUGGCUCCAGCGGUACCAACUUCGACUCUGAGAGUGUCAAAGCUGCUCGAGAAGCCUUGAGAAAGAAGGGUCAAAGGGAAGUCAUGAUGAUCGAUUGCUCCCACGGAAAUUCCAAGAAGGAUCACAAAAACCAGCCAGGUGUUGCACAGACCAUUGGAGAUCAGCUUAGACAGGGAGAGGAUGCCAUCGUGGCUGUCAUGAUCGAAUCAAACAUCAACGAGGGUAACCAGAAGCUUCCUGCCGAGGGUGGUCUUGCGAGUUUGAAGAAGGGUGUCAGUAUCACCGAUGCAUGCAUUCACUGGGAAUCGACUGUUGAAGUUUUAGAGCAGCUCGCUGAUGCUGUCAGAGUCAGGAGAGAAGUCAAGGCCAAGGCACAGAAUGGAAACACCAAUGGCAUCAACGGACAGCAUUGA
Molecule: messenger RNA, 1140 nt
Organism: Exophiala bonariae
Lineage: Eukaryota; Fungi; Ascomycota; Eurotiomycetes; Chaetothyriales; Herpotrichiellaceae
Gene: ARO4
Product: 3-deoxy-7-phosphoheptulonate synthase
Exons: 1
Coding region: 1-1140 (379 amino acids)
Biological process (GO): aromatic amino acid biosynthetic process
Cellular component (GO): cytoplasm
Molecular function (GO): 3-deoxy-7-phosphoheptulonate synthase activity
Source: RefSeq, a predicted model, not a curated record